Messenger RNA from Trichoderma asperellum CBS 433.97, 1476 nucleotides. RefSeq lists its product as uncharacterized. The record is from RefSeq and is a predicted model, not a curated record. Lineage: Eukaryota; Fungi; Ascomycota; Sordariomycetes; Hypocreales; Hypocreaceae.
AUGUCCGCCCUCAAAAGCAACUUGACUUCGGAGCGGAAUUCGGUAAACAGCCAGACAGACGGCGCACCUCACUCUAUACCGGCGACAGAGUACUCGACGGCGUGGGCAUGCUCAUGGACUGACACAGAGUUUGGUAUAUUGACCGAUGCAGAUUUGCAUUGCCUAGCACACGUCAACUGCUCGUAUCUCUCCUCAGGAAGACCACCGACAUUGUUGGCUUUGAAGCAGCAUGCGCAGGCUCUUACGAAUCUCAUCAGGAUGCUAUGUCUUAGCAACACAUUUGGGAUCGUUGAUGGAGGGGAAAAACGACAGCCAGUUUUUGAGAAGAAUGAAGCACUUGACUGGCUAAAAGAUCUUGAUAAACCCUACACAAACGAUGACGAAAGUCACCAUUUGCCUCUAUGGGCUCUAGCAAACCAGAUUGAAGGUGAAAAUGAGGAGACAGGAAUCGAAUGCCACUGUCCCAUCAAAAUCGCACGAAAUUUCGGACCUUUGGAAGAGGGUAAAAGCACACGCCGACCAUACAGCAGCCACCAUAACCUGGUAAUGCAUGCAAAUGCUUGUCUCGAAAUCCUGGACCACGAAUACAGCGCAACAGGAGGCCUUCUUUCGCUGCUCCCAUCAGGGAGUGAAGAGGACAGCGAGCAAAUGCAGGGCGUCCGAAACACUGUACUGGGACAAUGGCUACUUCAUCAACAGCACUUGAUUGCGCGUAUGCACGAGCUCGAGAUCAACUAUGCAAACGCCCUCGACCUCCUCAACGGCGAGGCCGUGGUACCCAUGCAGAUGCUUGGACGCUUUGGCCCUGAUGGACGGUCCAAAGGCCGCGAACUGGCCUAUCCCCAAGACCGCUUUGUCCUCGCCAACUCCGGCGACGACGUCUUUGACCUAGUGCAUCGCUUGAUGGAUAAAGCGGAAUCGAAGAUUCAGGAGAAGGAGCAGAUAUGGUGGGAGUCUGGAGUGAGUGGCGAGCGCAUGUGGAUGAAGGAUCGAGGAGGCGAUUGGUAUUCCCGUGGCUUGGUCCCCGUCGAUCUCAUGACACGAUUUGUCCGCCUCAAGGACCAUGGAGACAGGUCCACCAUCUUCGUGUUGCCCGCGAUCGAGCAGCAUCCCGCCACUGCACAGACGCGCAAGAUGGAGAGUCGACCAACAGUGGUAUCAGUGGUGGCGCCAUCGUGGCCAGAGCGAACCUCUGAUAUAGAGCAGCGUGCCAAUGCUCAGAUCGAACGGAUGAAGGAGCUGGAGGAAGCCAAUCGUGCACUAAUGAGAGACAAGAUGGAGAUGGAGGAGCAGAUGGCCACGCUUUUGGCCGAUUUGCGCAGGACAAGACACGAAGUCAAAUUCUAUGAGGGCACAUCGGAGGAUGGAACGAGAGCUGAAAUCAUAGCUGAGAUGGCCGCCAUGAAGCGCCAGAUGGCCAAGCUGAGAGAGGCGCUCCCACAAGAGUAUCACCAACUCCUGGAGGCUGAAGACUGA